AUGGCAAAUAGUAGGCAAUCAUCUAAUGGGCAUACUUCCCAAUCUCCUAUUGACAAAGCCACUGGAAAACCCAUUUGUAUUGGUUAUAACAGAGGCAACUGUAGUCCUGUGUCGAUAUCUCCCCCUGCCUUUUCAUCUGCCUUAACAUUUUCGGAAUGGGAAUCUGAGCUUAAGGAUGAUCCAGACAAAGAAUUCUUGUUAGAGGGGAUUCGUGAUGGGUUCCAUAUCGUUUCACCAGAAAGUCGAUUCCAACCAGCACAUGUUGCCAAUUAUAAGUCUGCCACGGUGAGUUCUCGACAGCAGGUGGAAAAACAGCUUAGGUCAGAACUUAUUGACGGUCAUUACAUCAUAACCCCAACCAAACCCACUAUUGUUAGUGCAUUGGGGGCCAUCCCCAAACCCAAUUCUGCAGAUGUUCGCCUAAUUCAUGACUGCAGCCAGCCUGAAGGGAGAGCUGUUAAUGAUUAUGCCCCUCACGAUUCCUUCCAGUACCAAACCAUUGAUGAUGCCGUUAAUUUGGUUACUCCUGGCUGCUAUUUAUCUAAAGUUGACCUCAAGUCAGCAUACCGAUCAGUAAAAAUCCACCCUUCUAAUUACCCAGCCACCGGGCUUCAAUGGUUUUUUAAUGAGAAGGACAAUCCAACUUAUAUGACUGAUACCCGCCUUCCCUUUGGGGCACGCAGAGCUCCGUAUAUUUUCAACAGGCUUACCCAAAGUGUUAGGCGUAUGAUGGCACGGAGGGGUUAUGAUGCAAUGGUCGUCUACUUAGAUGACUUUCUCAUCAUCGCGCAGACUUACGAGUUGUGUGAACUGGCCUUGAAUACCAUUCUCCGCUUGCUCCGCCGACUUGGCUUUCGUAUUGCUUGGGGGAAAGUGGUAGGCCCCUCUCAGAAACUUACCUUCUUAGGGAUAGAUAUCGACACAGUACACCAAACGCUUCAGCUGCCUUCGCCAAAACUCGCGGAAUUUCUUUCCACAAUGCACGAUUUUUCAAAACGCAAACGCGCUAGCCGCCGUCAACUGCAAUGCCUUGCCGGCAAACUUGCUUGGGCCUGUCAUGUCAUCAAAGGAGGUAGAACUUUCCUCCGGCGUGUACUUGAUGACAUUUACACUCUCAACAAAAGCUCUCACAAAAUUUUGCUUUCACACGAAUUCCAGCUUGAUAUCAAUUGGUGGCUUAAAUAUCUUGCAUAUUUUAAUGGUACGCACAAAUUUAUAGACCCCCGUCCAAUUACCGAUGUGCACAUGGAUGCAUCUACUGAGGCCUCAGGCAUUUUCUAUAGGGGUGACUGGCAAUACACCCAAUGGGGCCUGGACUGGCCAGAAGCCUCAACCUUGCAUAUAAACCACAAGGAAGUGCUCUCUGUGGUACUUGCAUCUCGACGCUGGGCUCCGCGUUGGCGCAAUUGUACAGUUCUCAUCCAUACGGACAGUAUGGUAGCGCUAGCCAAUAUUAACAAAGGCACAUCCCGUCAUAGGUUAGUGAUGGGUGUUUUACGCGAGCUGUUCUGGUUAUCGGUUUGUUAUAACUUUAACAUAUCAGCUAUUCAUGUUCCGGGCAAGCUUAAUCAUAUCCCAGAUGCCAUCUCGCGCUUGCAUCAGCCAGGCCAGUAUGCUCGGUUAUGUGGCCUGCUUGCUCCAUUUCAAAACCGCACCACCCAUUUUACAUCUACCCCAAGCCUUCAGCAGCAUAUGUCUCAUGCUAGUUUCUGUCACCUCCUUCCACAGAUUCUAAAUUGGAAAGGUUGGAACAAGAACUUGAUGUGGAAAUUGCCAUGUAUAGAGGAAACACCUUUGCAGCCUCAACUAAAUCCACAUACUCCACCCACCGUCGUGCCUACCUCGCCUUCUGCAUUCAAUUUGGAUACGCUCCAGUCCCAGUAA
Saccoglossus kowalevskii is the source of this 1884-nucleotide messenger RNA. RefSeq lists its product as uncharacterized. NCBI's taxonomy places the organism in Eukaryota, Metazoa, Hemichordata, Enteropneusta, Harrimaniidae. The record is from RefSeq and is a predicted model, not a curated record.